CCCUCUCUGGGCAUCUCCCUCACCAGUCUGUGUGGGUGUGUGUGUGUUUGAGAGAGACAGACAGAGACGUUCCAGGCCUUAACCAUGAAGCACGGUGUCCAGUUAUUGCUGUUGUUGGCGUUGGGGUGCCUGCACAUCAAUGGUGCACCGGUGGAGCAGGAAGGCAUGGAGCAGGGUUCGUGUGAAGAUGCAUCUGCAAAGGGAGCUGCAGAGCUUGCUCUCAAAAAGAUCAACGAAGACCGGCAGGAGGGCUACGUCUUCGCCCUGCACCGCCUGUCGGAUGUCCACAUGAAGCAACAUGGAGAGAACAGCAUGGUUUUCUACCUGACUAUGGAUGUUGUGGAGACUAACUGCAGUGUUCUCAGCAAGAAGGAGUGGAAGGACUGCGAAGUUCGUCCCACCACUAACACACCGGUAUAUGGACAGUGCAAAGCUGCCAUCUUUAUCAGUAAGGUGCACAGAGUGGUGCGUCUCUACAAAUAUGACUGUGCCGUCAGACCAGUUCCUGCAGCUCGGAUAAAUAGCCAGUGUCCUGACUGUCCAACUCUUAUCGCCACUGACAACGAUAAUGUCCAGAAGGCUGUGUCUCUCACACUGGAGAAGUUCAACAGCGAGAGCGGGUUAUUGCAUCGUUUUGCUCUGCUCAAAGUCAACCGUGCUACUGCCGGGAUGGCCAUGUCGAUGUAUUACAAUGUAGAGUACACCAUCCAGGAGACCACCUGCGGACAAAGCACAACUGAUAAGUGCCCCCUCAUGGAGUGCGAGUUUGCUCACAAGGGCUUCUGUAAGGGAUCCCUCUUCUACACUCCCACUGGUGAAGCUAACCCCAGUGUAGAGUGUGAGAUCUAUGAGCCUGAGGCCGCUGACAGAGAGAAGGCACAGCACCUGCUGGGCGGAGAGACUGACCACAACCACACAGACACACACGCACACAGCCAUGACCACGACAAGGCACACGCUGUAGAUGAUGCACACACACACGACCACGUACACGACCACACCAAGAGCCACACUCAUCACGACAAAACCCAGCAGCACGCUACUGACAGCGACCACCACCACACACACGACCACGAUGCGGGCAGCAGCCACAGGCAUGCUCACGCCCACUCCCACGACCACGGGCAUGACCAUGAUCACGUGCACACUCAUCACGCCAAGGCACACAACCACAGUGAUGACGCACCCAACCAGCACCACGACUACAAGCAUGCUGAUGACGUGCACACCCACGACCACGACCACGAGCUCGCUCUGGACCACGACCACAAGCACGCUCACCUGCAUGAGCACGAGCACCACCACCAUCACCAUGAGCAUGAGCACGAGACCACAGCCCACGACAACCCAGAGGGCAUGGUGAGAAUGCUUCCUGCCAUGGAUCAACCCAUGACCCUGCCUUCCUUCCCUGAUGUCCCUGCCGGUGGCCCUGAGGUUGGAGUCACUCUGCCCCUCAAGCCUGACCCCGAGAUCCCUGAUCAGAUGGAACCCACCAUCGAGGCCUUCCCAACCACAGUCUCAGCCCAGUGCCCCCCUGCAGCUGCAGGAACCACCCUGGUGGAGCAACUCUUUGCUGAGGACCCCAUGUUCAAGCCAGCUGCAUAAAGUAGCCCUUACGCAGCGACUGAAUAGAUUUAAGAAGAAGAAGAAAAGAAAAAAAAAAACAAAAAACUGACAGAUAGACACAGAAGUAAGGAAAGAAUAACAUUUAACACAUUUGUUUCAGACACAUUGAUAGACAAUAUAACAGGCCUAAACUGCUUCUCUGAGCCAUCCUUGGGCAACAUUGUGGUUUAAUAUAAGAACAUAACAUGUAACCUUUCCUGUCUCUGCUUACCUCAAACAUCUAACAGAGGCAAAGUGCAUAAAAAACAAAAACACAAUGAUCCAAACAUAUUUUGAUGGGAAAUUGGUCUUAAAUAAGAACAUAAAAAACACCAAACUGGUAACUUACUUUAUAACAAUCCUCAGAGACACAACACUGUACUCCAUUCACAUGGAGGAAUCAUCUUUAAAAGCAAAGAUCUUAGUCACUGUAUAAUCAAGCCAGCAAACAUGAAAGUUUUUAUGUUUGUAUGAUAUCUGUGUUUGACUGCACAAAAUAAUAAAUGAUACCACACAAA
This is a messenger RNA of Epinephelus fuscoguttatus (brown-marbled grouper), 2123 nucleotides long. RefSeq names its product fetuin B (gene fetub). Bases 85 to 1605 code for a protein of 506 amino acids. NCBI's taxonomy places the organism in Eukaryota, Metazoa, Chordata, Actinopteri, Perciformes, Serranidae. The transcript has 7 exons. Gene Ontology annotation, molecular function: cysteine-type endopeptidase inhibitor activity. Gene Ontology annotation, cellular component: extracellular region. Gene Ontology annotation, biological process: negative regulation of endopeptidase activity. The record is from RefSeq and is a predicted model, not a curated record.